Messenger RNA from Arachis ipaensis, 780 nucleotides. RefSeq lists its product as uncharacterized. NCBI's taxonomy places the organism in Eukaryota, Viridiplantae, Streptophyta, Magnoliopsida, Fabales, Fabaceae. The record is from RefSeq and is a predicted model, not a curated record.
GAAAUUUCAUCUAAUGGUUCACUUUUCUUUGCUGGUUACAUACUGGCUAAAAUUUAACAAAGUUGCUUCCACUAGACUUUUCCUUCGUAGAGCCCACUUAAGUUCCGUACUGUGAGGCUGAGGGUGCGGGGGAGGUUAAUAUAAAUUGGUUGAGAUGGCAUGAUAGAUCACUACACUGAAGUCUGAAGAGCAAGUUGAAUUAUGGAAGGGCAAGAUCUGUCGCCACCACAAGUGGACGCAUCUCGACCGUCGCUGGGUUUCCCUCUAGGCACUGCCCUCCUUCUGAUCAUCAUAUUCACCCUCAGCGGCGUCUUCUCCUGCUGCUACCAUUGGGAUAAGUUCCGCUCCUUCCGUCAAUCCCAAUUCCCUUCCUCUCCUACCAAAUCCAACCUCAACCAGGAACCGAAGAAGCAAAACAGGGAAGAAAGCUUGCCGGUGUUGAUGCCAGGGGACCAGCUUCCCAAGUUCAUUGCGAUGCCUUGCCCCUGCCAGCCGCCGCGGACUCACAAGGAGCACGAAGACAACACCGUCAUUGUGAGGGUGGAGAAGCCACUGCAGCUGCCGGCCAUCCCUUUAUAUUUGUGAGCUAGAUAGCUAGCUAGUUAGAGUUAUAAUUCACAUACCUUCAAUACAUAUAUGUAUGUACAAGUAUAAGAUCGGUAGAGUUGGUAGAAUCUGGUGACUAUUCUAUUUCAUUCAAUCAUUGUACCAUACGCCAUGUAGCUGCUCUCCAUCUAAAUGCUUUUUUCUUUUUCUAAUUUCGCUUUCUCUUCCCAUCCA